GUGGAUGUGACGCGCACCUUUACUUUCACCGUCACGCUGCUGUCCUUCAAGUGCAGAAACAUGUCUGCCGACCAUCUGUCAUCGGAAAUUAUCAAUGCAAAUAAGCUACUGUAAGUACGUCACGUUAAACAAGUUGAACGCGUCGCGUUUUCACACACAUGCACUUGCUGCAGCAAUAAACUGCACGCGGAAGUAAUCCAGAGUCUGCUUACAGUACAUCCUUCAGAAAGACUGAAGGAUUAAUGUUCUCUAACAAAGUCACCUCUGAGUUCAACACCUGCCUUCAUUUCUGUGGUUUAUCCCAUUCACCUGCAGAAGAGCAAACAUGAACAAUCUGAAGUUUAUGCGGUUGAUCAUCGGCUGCUUGGUGCUUGUUGCCAUAGUGAAAUAUUUCUUUAGUCCCAGCUCAAGCAAAGACACAAGUCACAAGACCCACCAAAUCCUACAAAGUAAUACAUUCUGGGCUAACCAGCAUAUCCCAAAGCUGAAUCUGGUUCAUAAUCAGGAAGAUCCUGUCAAAAAAGAACAUACAGACAACACAGAGGUUCAGCCAGAGAAAAAGGAGAAGAUCAAAUCAAACCAAGAGGAGCCAGAACCAGAAAUUCCUGAUGAUACACACACAGAUCCAUUAAAAAUCGUGCACUUUGAUCUAAAAGGUGCCGCACCCAAAGUCAAAUACUUUGAACAGAUAUUCCCUCUCCUGUCAUCUCUGGGCGCUAAUGGGAUAUUGCUGGAAUAUGAGGAUAUGUUUCCUUAUGAGGGGGAGCUCAGCAUUCUCAAAUCAAGCUUUGCAUACAGUCCGGAAGAUAUAGAGGAAAUUAAGUCUCUGGCCAAACGGCACAAGCUUGAACUGAUUCCUCUGGUGCAGGUGUUCGGACACAUGGAGUUUGUCUUAAAACAUGAGAAGUAUUUCAAAUUGAGAGAAGUGGAGACAUUUCCCAAUAGCCUGAACUCUCUGGCCCAAGGAAGCAUGGAUCUUGUUCAAGACAUGCUAACGCAGGUUAUGAAGAAGCACCCAGAAGCAAAGUGGUUCCACAUCGGUGCUGAUGAGGUACGUGGCCUGGGCGAAAGUGAAGAUUCGAAGCUCUGGUUGCAAGCCAACAGUGGAGACAUAGGAAAGCUUUUCCUCAAUCAUGUGACCGCAGUUGGGAGAUUUAUGACCAAACUGAAUCGAGGAAUCAAGCUGAUCUUGUGGGAUGACAUGCUUAGGAAAGUUAGCUCCGACACUGUCAAAGAAUCGGGUUUGCAAGACAUUGCAUCGCCAAUGAUAUGGAAGUACAUCCCAAACAUGGAUGUGAAAGAGAUCGGUAGCUAUAUUCAUAAGUAUGAGCAGGCUGGAUUUAAGGGUGUGUGGUUUGCUAGCGCUUUUAAAGGAGCCUCUGGAAUUGCCCAGAAAUGGACUCCAAUCAAUCACCACUUAAAGAACCACCUACAGUGGCAGAAAGUCAUUGCAUCCAUGCCGCAGUACAAGUCUGUGAGAUUCCACGGCAUUGCUCUGACUGGCUGGCAGAGGUAUGAGCAUCACACUGUGCUGUGUGAGCUUCUCCCAGUGGCCAUCCCUUCUCUGGCUGUCUGUCUUCAGACACUGAAAUACGGUUCAUUUGAUGCCAAGGCACAGAGUGAGGCACAGCGCUUCCUUGGGUGUCAGGUUGAGCUGAGCAAAAAUGAGUGUAAGGGUGCAUCCUUUCCUGGCUCAGAUGUUUAUGAAAUGGUGCAGAAGAUCAACAACAAGCUUGAGAGUUCAGUUCAAAAGAUCAUGCAAAACUACCAUGUGAAGGGAUCAUUCAGCAAAUAUCAUCGCAAACACAACUUUGCAAACCCUCGAAAUCUUGCAUUUUUCAAAAAUGAUCUGAAAAAAUUGAUGGAUGAAUGGGAUUCUUUUUUAUUGACUUUCCGGCAAAGUAUGGAGGCGAUCUUCUACCCAGACACUUUAGAGGAGUGGUUGGAAGAGAAUGUCAAUGAACACAUAGAAAGACUUCAUGGAAUGGUGCUUGAUGUAGAACGAAUCAUAAAACUCAACGGACAGCCAAAGGGUGAUCCUCCGAAAAAGAGGUGAAACAGACAAGUGGACCAACGGGAAGGACAUUCCAAAAUGUGGCAUCCAAGCUACUGUGUUUUUUCCACCUCAGGGAUUUGGCUUAUUUUCUUAAAGUUUUACUGGAAGUGAUGACAACAUUCUUAAAAGUUGCAUAGAAGUACUUUUAUUAAUACGCUGUGUAUGCACUUUUGAAGAAGUGGACUUACUACUGUUGAUGCAUUUAUUUAAUCUGUGUUUAAGUUGACACAAAAUCAUGUAAAUUAUUUGCCUAGCUAAUGUGUUUUUUUUUUUAAUUAUUAUUGUUAUUAUUGUAAAUGUCUAGGGAUGGAACACAAUCAAACCUGCUGGACAUAGAGCUGAUGUUAAGUUUACAUCCGUCACAAUGCUAAUAACACAAUUUGCUGGAUUUAUUUCUGUGGGGUUUGUGUGUGUGUGUUUGCAACACAAAAUAAAAGAUAGCGUAAGCUAUUUUGUACCUGUAACGUUACAGUUUUCACUGUGUUUAUUACUGCAAAAACUCAGUAAUAAAAAAACUCAACAAGA
This is a messenger RNA of Cyprinus carpio (common carp), 2581 nucleotides long. RefSeq names its product hexosaminidase D-like. NCBI's taxonomy places the organism in Eukaryota, Metazoa, Chordata, Actinopteri, Cypriniformes, Cyprinidae. Bases 326 to 2056 code for a protein of 576 amino acids. The record is from RefSeq and is a predicted model, not a curated record. The transcript is spliced from 15 exons. Gene Ontology annotation, molecular function: hexosaminidase activity. Gene Ontology annotation, biological process: carbohydrate metabolic process.